AUGCGCAUCACAGUGUGGAACAUCAAUGGCUUGCGCACGCUUAAAGGCUACCAGCCGUGGUACAAGCUCCCGGACUGGGAAGCCUGUCUCGAGCACCUCGGCGCCGACAUUGCCUGCUUCCAAGAAACCAAGAUGACGCGCAAGCAGCUCACGGAGCCCAUGUGUAUUCUGCCCUCCUACAAUGCCUUCUUCAACUUCCAUCCGACCAAAGGCUACUCUGGGACGGUGACGUAUGUUCGGAAGAGCGUGUCGAUUCCGCUGAAAGCCGAGCAGGGGAUCACGGGUCGAGUUCCCAUCACAAACGUCUCGACCAACCCGUUGAUACCCAACGACCCGAUCGGACACAUCCCUGCAGAUACGCGGGACGACGUGGAGCCGUCGAUCUGGACCGCGCUCGACGAGGAGGGUCGCUGUGUCGUGCUCGACCUCGGCCUGUUCGUGCUCUUCAACGUCUACUGUCCCAACGAGACCGGACCGGAACGACUCGAUUACAAGAUGACCUACUACCAAGGUCUCGCCGAACGAGCGCAUCGCCUCAUCGCUUCUGGCCGCGAAGUGAUGAUUGUCGGCGACAUGAACAUCAUCCGCGAUCCCAUCGACCACUGCGACCCCGAGCAGAGCAUGAAGGAGCACGGAUGGGAGCAUUUCCAUCAACAUCCCGCGCGAGCGUGGUUUCAAACCUUCCUCGCCCCCCACGGAAAGUUUCACGAUAUCGGGAGGAUGUACCAUGCGGAGAGGAGGAAGAUGUUUACCUGCUGGAACACGCUGAUCGAUGCAAGACCGGCAAAUUACGGAUGCAGACUCGAUUAUACCCUCGUGACAGAAGGACUUCUGCCCUGGAUCAAAGGGGCGGAUAUUCAACCGGACAUCUAUGGGAGCGACCACUGCCCGGUGUAUGUGGAUCUGCACGAUGAGAGGGAGAUCGAUGGGAAGGUGGUCAAGCUGAAGGAUCUGAUGCAUGGUGGAGUGGACCGGUUGCCGCCGGCGUUGGCGGCGUGUCACUACGACGAGUUCUCGGGGAAGCAGAGGAAGCUCGCGUCGUUCUUCGGGCGGAAGGCAGUGGUCCCGGUCAGGAGCCCAAGUAUCGAAAUGGUAUCGGCUGGUGAUGCGAGAAAAGCGUCAGAGCCGAAGCAAGCAGAUAUGAACGGUAGCACAGCGAUCAAAGAGAUCGAAGCUUCGACAACCCAGGAUCAAGACACAUUCCCGGCGAUGGGCGAGGAAGGAAGCUCGCUUGCCGCUGCUCUGUUCUCCUUGCAUUCGCAACAGGAAGGCCUCGACAUCGAGCGUUCGCAGCCGGUUGCUGCUAGACCCGCCUCCGGCAGCACCACAUCGCAAGUAGCCUUGCUGGACGUCAAACCACCGCCAUCAGCCUCGGCACCUGUGGUGGCACCUACAACAGCAAUACCGUCUCCGACGAAAGUUUCCGCCAGUCAACCAUCACCGAAUGGCAAACGGGAGGCAGCGUCACCAAAACGCACGCCUUCAGCCACAAAAAUCAGUUCUGCCAAAGCAAAGCAGGCCGCGAGCUUGAAAGGCCAGACGAGCUUAUCAUCCUUCUUCGCCCAGCCAAAGACGGCUCCCACAUCCACACCAACAGAGGCUGCCAAGGCAGAUCCAGCAAGUCAGCCUGUUCUGACAACGCCGCCGACCACCGACUCCAAGAGCGCUACAACUUCGGAUACUGCAGCUGGCGCGCCCUUCGACGAUGACGAAGACAUCUCCGAGUUCCACGAGACCCUUGCCUCACCCUCAACCGCACGCGCCGCCCAGCCAACCGAGCAAUCGCCUGCCGCCCGCAUCGGCACGUCCCUCGCAUGGGGUGCAAUCUUUUCGCCCCAACCCGCGCCACUGUGCCGCAAUCAUUCGGAACCCUGUCGCGCAUGGACGGUGAACAAACCAGGCCCGAACCACGGGCGCAAGUUCUGGCUGUGCAACCGACCGGUUGGGCCCGGGUACGAGAAGUCCGGCAGGGCCAAGGGGGAUGUCAAUCCGGAGUUUAGAUGCAACUUCUUUGCGUGGGAUAGCGAUGUGAGGGGGAAGAAGAAAGGCGAGAAUGGUGCGGAGGGGAAGUUCUUUAGCGAGGUGGGGAGGGAGCGGGGGAGGAGAAGGGAUGACGGGGAGGAGGAGUCGGGUGGACCUUGGGGCCCGCACAAGCGGGUGAGAGCGGGCGAUGCAUGA
Molecule: messenger RNA, 2178 nt
Organism: Kalmanozyma brasiliensis GHG001
Lineage: Eukaryota; Fungi; Basidiomycota; Ustilaginomycetes; Ustilaginales
Product: Endonuclease/exonuclease/phosphatase
Exons: 1
Coding region: 1-2178 (725 amino acids)
Biological process (GO): base-excision repair
Cellular component (GO): nucleus
Molecular function (GO): DNA-(apurinic or apyrimidinic site) endonuclease activity; double-stranded DNA 3'-5' DNA exonuclease activity; zinc ion binding
Source: RefSeq, a predicted model, not a curated record